AAUUCGACUAUGGAGUCAACAUCUUUUGUUUGUUACUUGGCUUUGUUUUGGCUGUUUGUCUGAGCUUUAAAAAGAAAAAUGUACAAAAUGGAUCGACUUUCUCGACAGUUGUCAUUUAAAUCGAUUCUUGUUUUUGGUUUUUGUUCCUGUUGCGUCAUCGCGUUUGUCAACUUUUCAAUUCAAUUGUUGACUGGAACUGUUGCCAAAUUCGAUCCAGUAAUCCAGUCAUCGAAUUUUAAUAAAACUGCCAAUGCUGUCGACGAUAGAGGGCCCGAUCUGUACGAAAAGGUGCGGGUUUUGUGCUGGAUCAUGACGUCACCCAACCAUCACCAAACAAAAGCUCUAGCCGUCAAGGAAACGUGGGGCAAACGGUGCAACAUUCUACUAUUUAUGAGCUCGGCAUAUGAUUCCAAAUUGCCGACAGUCCAAUUGGGCGUGAAAGAAGGGCGGAACAGACUCUGGGGAAAGACGCGGGAGUCAUUCCGCUACGCCUGGAAUCGAUACCAAGACAAAGUCGACUGGUUUCUCAAAGCCGAUGAUGACACGUACGUCGUCUUGGAAAACCUGCGAUAUUUCCUGACGCCCUACAACACGUCGAAGCCCUUGUGGUUCGGUCACAAGUACAAAUCAGAUGUGAAAUCUGGAUAUUUCAGCGGCGGGGCUGGUUACGUGCUGAGUAAAGAAGCCACCAGGAGAUUCGUCAAAGAUGGAUAUUAUAACGCAUUGAUUUGUCGACACGACCACCAAGGAGCGGAAGAUUUAGAAAUGGGGAAGUGCAUGGAAAAUUUAAAUGUUUCCACCAUGGAUACGCGGGACUCGAAAGGGCGGGGAAGGUUCUUUCCGUUCAGUCCGGAUCUGCACUACUUCCCUAAUGAGAUCCCGCAGGAUUCUUGGUACUGGCGAAACAUUUAUUACCCACCUCCGACCAAGGGAAGCGAUUGCUGCUCAGAUAGCGCCAUUUCCUUCCACUACGUCAGUGCCCGGCAGAUGCGCAUAUUAGAGUACUUGAUUUAUCAACUUCGGCCUUUCGGAAUUCCGGCUGACGGACGGCCCGCCAUGCCUGAUCCACCGCCAGAUUCAAAUCUGACUGCCACUCCGUGGUUCGCUUCUAAUAACGAAACCACAAUUGAUCCCACAACUAAUAAUACAAGUUCAAUGGAAUAUGACGACAAUGAUGGAACGAGUCAAACGGAUGAGAUUUCACAAGAGGACUCUAAAUUUACUGCCGAAACCAGACUACAGUUACACAAUCCGGUAAGACAGGUCGCUUCCAUGUUCGGGUUACCAAGACGUUUAUUUUCUCCAGCCAAAACAGCCAAAAGGUUAUGAUGGGUGAGCGGUAACACAAGAACCGAUACUAUAAACUGCCAUCGGGCCAUCGGGGGGUUUAUAAAUAAAUCUGUUAAUGUGAGACGUGGCAUCCAUGGCCGGAAUCAUCGAUUUCUAAUACAUAUCCGACGCGACUGAA
Molecule: messenger RNA, 1468 nt
Organism: Daphnia pulicaria
Lineage: Eukaryota; Metazoa; Arthropoda; Branchiopoda; Diplostraca; Daphniidae
Product: glycoprotein-N-acetylgalactosamine 3-beta-galactosyltransferase 1-like
Exons: 11
Coding region: 79-1329 (416 amino acids)
Cellular component (GO): membrane
Molecular function (GO): N-acetylgalactosaminide beta-1,3-galactosyltransferase activity
Source: RefSeq, a predicted model, not a curated record